GCAAACGGUAUAGUAAGCGUUCGCGAUUGCAUCGCUCGGUGUAAUCCACCGAGUAAACAUUCGCCGUGUCGCCGCACGCAAGUGGGAUGUGUACGCGCUAAAUAUCACUGAAUAUCGGCGUUCGCGGUACUGACGAAUCGGUCACGCGUUCGUGAAGUAUAACGAAGCAUUGCGUAAACUUUGGAGUGUCGAAAUACGGUCAAAUCGCUCGCUGGAAGUUCGUCGUCUUUUUUCCGUUGACGUUGCGUCGACGAUUGUCGGUUGGCGCUCGAACGAAAGAAUGCUAGCGGGGCAAGAGAUCGCGAGCAUAGCAACAUAAGACGGCAUAGCGCACGAAAUUAAUUUGUUACCGAUUAUCAUCGUGCGUUCGCGGAAUUGCCAUCCGACACCCCGCGCGGCCGACCAGUAGUCGAACAACGCAAUCGAUAACCCCGCGGACGCUUUUUGCGCUGAGCGAGAGAUCGUAAUGGCGAGAGCGUGGCGUCCGAGGGCGAUAGGCGGCAGGAGUGGGAGGCUGUGGUAAAAACAAUGCUGAAUCGCCAGGGAGUCGCGCAUUGCUGAUGAAGAAGAUUCCUUGUAAAUGUGAGAAGAAUAUUAUGUAUAACUAUCAAUUUUAAUUAACGCAUCAGCCUUCAAUUAUGGAUGAUGAGGAAGGAACUUCAAGCUCUGGCCCAAUGUCUUCGUUAAAUAGUUUAUUUUCAUUUACCAGUCCUGCUGUAAAAAAAUUACUCGGUUGGAAGCAAGGAGACGAGGAGGAAAAAUGGGCAGAGAAAGCAGUGGAUUCAUUGGUCAAAAAAUUGAAGAAACGUAAAGGCGCGAUUGAAGAACUAGAACGAGCACUGAGCUGCCCAGGCACACCGAGUAAAUGCGUGACUAUUCCAAGAAGUUUAGACGGCAGAUUGCAAGUUUCACAUCGCAAGGGCCUGCCACAUGUGAUAUAUUGCAGAGUUUGGCGAUGGCCGGAUCUGCAGUCACACCACGAGCUGAAACCACUGGAACUGUGUCAGUAUCCGUUCUCAGCCAAGCAAAAAGAAGUCUGCAUCAACCCUUAUCACUACAAAAGGGUAGAGAGCCCAGUGCUGCCACCAGUAUUGGUUCCUAGACAUUCGGAGUAUGCUCCCGGUCACUCGCUGUUGCCGUUUCAACAAUUGGCUGACCCAAGCAUGCCGCACAAUGUAUCCUAUUCGUCGAGUGGCUUCAGCACCAGUUCCACAGGUGGUGUUAAUCCGACAUCGCCCAUGUCCUCCGUCGGUUCUGUGCCAAGUCCAGGGAGCGCGACAUUACCAAACCCACAGAGCCCGUAUGGUACUAACGGAUUACCGGAGACUCCGCCUCCAGCGUAUUCACCGCCCGAGGACGGUUCGCAAACCGGACAAACCCCCUCAUCGGAUUCUGUUCCAAUGGAUACAAGCGCGCCUAUUGAAUCGGCCACACCAGUAUGUUACCAAGAACCACCUUACUGGGCCUCGAUUGCUUAUUAUGAAUUAAAUUGCCGGGUGGGCGAGGUAUUUCACUGUCAAUCGCAUUCUGUAAUUAUCGACGGUUUCACAAAUCCGAGCAACAACUCCGAUCGCUUUUGCCUCGGACAACUCUCUAACGUAAAUCGAAAUUCAACGAUAGAAAAUACAAGGCGGCAUAUAGGCAAGGGAGUGCAUCUAUACUACGUUGGUGGCGAAGUCUACGCCGAAUGCCUGUCGGACUCAGCGAUAUUCGUACAAUCCAGAAAUUGUAAUCACCAUCACGGCUUUCAUCCUAGCACAGUUUGUAAAAUUCCACCGGGAUGUUCGUUGAAGAUAUUCAACAAUCAGGAAUUUGCCCAGCUUCUCUCACAGAGCGUGAAUCAUGGUUUCGAAGCUGUUUAUGAAUUAACAAAGAUGUGCACAAUCAGAAUGUCUUUCGUCAAGGGAUGGGGUGCUGAGUACCACAGGCAGGAUGUUACAUCGACUCCUUGUUGGAUCGAAGCACACUUGCACGGACCCUUACAAUGGUUAGAUAAAGUGUUAACGCAAAUGGGUCCGCCUCACAACGCCAUAAGUUCUGUGUCAUAAAUAAUAUGCACACAUUACGACGAUGUUUGUAAGAAAAAAGGACAAUUAAUCUCAAUGCACUUUUAAGCGUAGGGACAUUGGCCGCAAUCGGCACAAAUAUGAGAAUUAUGAAGACUGUGCAAACAUGUUCAACAACACAGUUAUACAGCUGUAAGUAAUCCUAUAUUAUUGUAAGUAAUUCUAUAUACAUUUUGCGAUUACAACGGUUCCCCAGAGGUCACUUAAAUGUUAUUUUUUUUAUUCGGCAAUUGCCAGGUUCUUAAUUAUAACUAAAAGCAUUAAAUUACUAUUAACUAGUCUUGGACAUCCUCGACGUAAACAUGAUGCGAAUGAUUAAAGAAGAUUUUACAUGUGAUUAAUUAGCGAUGAUAAAUAAGCGUUAAAUUUAGUAUUGAAAGCGUUUUUCUUAAAUAUUGUAAUGUAUAAUGAAUAUUGAUGUUAACUUUGAAAACCUGAUAUAGGUCGAAACGUUGUUAUUAUAUGUUUGUUUAAUACACAGGCACAAUCAUAGUAUUGUCUAGCAUUGGCUGCUUGUUUCUUAUUAACCUUUUGAUUUUAAUCUUAUUUGGCCUUUAAAUUUAAUCGUUAUUUUAAAUUUUGAAAUAGAAAGUUACGUAGAAAAACAAGUGUAUAUUUAACAAUAAUCUCUGAGAACUAUUGUAAUCGCAGAAUGUACACCCUUAGAUGCUAUAAAACUCUGGCUGUUAUGUAGGGAAGGAAUUAUUACGUGGUAUAGGUGUAUAAAAAAGAAAAUAUUUUUCAAACCUAUGCAUCAGCCGUAUAAAAUAAUAUGCUAUUUAUGGAAAAUUUACUUUCUCUGUCAAGUAGCUAUAAUCAUUCCUUUUUCUAUUAUAAUCACAAGAAAUAUUUAAGUCGUUCCAUAAAGAAUUUGUAAUAAUACCACACUGGCGAAUAUUUUAUUAUCUAUAUAUAAAGUAAUACAACACUUUAUUUGAUGUAAAAUAUAAAUAAAAUUUUACUUUAUCGUAGAGGUGUUUAGUGUUAGUGUGGUAUUACGGAUAUUUUAUUAGAUGAUGUAAUGAUGUAAUGAUUUAUUGUGAUUACGAUAGGAAAUGAUUUCAGAUGGUUGGUAAAGUAAGUAAAUUUUCCACAUUAUAGGGAAAGAAAAGAUAUUUUCUGCCUUCUCAAUAAGGAUAAUCUAAUAAUUAUGUCUUAUUAAGUUACGUGUGUGCUUUAAAGUACGUUUACAUCUAUAUAGAUCUACUCAAAUUUAUUGCUAAACAAUUUAUGAUGUAGUGCGGGCUUUUAAAUGAUGCAAUGUAUAUUUCAAUGUUAGACGUAGGACGCUGAUCUCACGUUGACUACCAAAAGUUAACUGCGUCCGAUGAUGUAGGCCGCUUUCCAAUUAACGACACAAAUCCUGUCUUUGUUCGAUAUCGAAUAUUUAGCGGCCAUAGUGAAACGUCAAAUUCAUUAAUUCGUAGAAAGAUAAUCCAUAGUUUGCUCCAUCUUUGUGUAAGAUUACAUUGCCUUGUACUUUUCUCGAUUAUCAUAUUAUGCAUCGAUUCAGCGUACGCUUUCCGUAUUACAAUUCCUGAAAAAAAUACACGAUUAGAUAAGUUUUAUGUGUUAUAUAUAUAUAUAUAUAUAUAUGAAAUUUUAACGAUGUAUAUAUUCUAUAUGAAAAUUGUCAUGCGUGCGUACAAGUAUAUAUAUAUAAUGAAGAUUCAUCGAUUAAUAAGUCUAUACAUUGGACAUAAUAAGUCUACAUUGGACUAAAAGUUACGUUUACUAAUUAAUUGGAGUUAAUACAUUUUACGUUUACUACUUUUUUACUUUACAAAAAGUGCCAAAAAGAAAGGAAUAUUUGCAUAAUAUGUUUAAUUUAUGCACUGUGAUAUUUUAUCAGAAAUAUGCAAUUCUUUCAUUGUCUAAUUACGUUCCUAAAAUCUCAGAUCAAGCAUCUUGAAAGUACAUCGAUGUCUUUGAGUGUCUUAGCUGUCAAAUAAUAGAUAUUAACAGUGCCUAAUUAUAGACAAUACCAUCUUUUUUCACUGCCGUUUGCUGUCGCUUGUUUGCCGAUGUGCCUAGCUGUGAUUCUUGUCUAUUCAAUUUGGCAAAUUUUGCGAUUUGAUAAUAAACAAAAGAUAGUACGAAGAGAAACAAGAUAUUUAACUAAUUACAAUUCCGUGAUAAAUAAAAGAAAAUACUAAUGAAUAAGAAAUAUUUCACUAAUUACGAUUACAUGAUAAACAAAAGAAAGUAAGAUGUUGAUUGAUACAAAAGAAUAAGAUGUUCUAAUCUAGAAUUGAUUUGUGCUAAUAGUAAGAAACGAACAUCCACGACAAAACAGCUGCUGAGGAUAGCAUACUUUUUGGUACAAACAUGAAUGUCAACGAAAUGUUAUUUUAUUCUAUAUUGCAUAAUAUGGUACAAUUGCGCUGAUUGUACAAGCGAUGGAGACAAUAAUCGAUAAUUACAGAAAAAAAAUGAUAAAAUGUAAGAUACAUUCGCUCGAUCUAGCUAAGAAAAUUAUUGUUUGAUAUAACGGUAAUUAAUUGGGUCGAAUUUUGCACGAAGAAAUCUAUCGAUGUAUGUUUCGUAUCAAAAGACAAAAUAACUGAGUAAAGAUACCGUGUUUGUGGCUUUACCUUGUUGCCGGGUGGAUUUCUUUCUGCAGGAUACGAUCCAAUUUUGCCUAUUUUCUUCAUGAUAUGUACACGAAAUACAAGUCUUUUAUAACAAUCAUGCUACAUCAUAAUCUGCGUCGAUGAAUUAUUGAGUGGCGAAUCGGUUAGAAUAGAGUUGCGAGAUCUUUUCAGCACUGAAUUCUGUCACGUUCAAAACAAGCACGAUACAUUACUGUAAAAUGUACGUAUAUGGAUAGUUUCACAUAUGCAAGAUUAUACUUACAGCUUAUAUUUUA
This is a messenger RNA of Linepithema humile (Argentine ant), 4935 nucleotides long. RefSeq names its product Mothers against dpp (gene Mad). Gene Ontology annotation, molecular function: I-SMAD binding; RNA polymerase II cis-regulatory region sequence-specific DNA binding; DNA-binding transcription factor activity, RNA polymerase II-specific. Lineage: Eukaryota; Metazoa; Arthropoda; Insecta; Hymenoptera; Formicidae. The record is from RefSeq and is a predicted model, not a curated record. Gene Ontology annotation, biological process: SMAD protein signal transduction; regulation of transcription by RNA polymerase II; anatomical structure morphogenesis. Gene Ontology annotation, cellular component: heteromeric SMAD protein complex.